GCUACGUUUCAGGAGGUAGGAGGUAGGAGGGCAAGGUUGUUGGAGUUAUUUUCCGGGCAGCGGGUUUGUUAGUUAUGGUACAGGAAAACAUCAGCCUUGAAACAUAGUUAUGAUUGUUACAAGGAUUACCGAACGAAUCAGCGACAGUGCAAAUGCCAAUUAUCUGAUUCAAAAUAUCUCGUGAACGCUUAGCACUUCUAAGAACGUUCCAGACAGUGACCUUGACACUACUUCAAGUCUGACUUGAUUUAGUGAGUGUCUCUUACAGGAACCAUUUUAGUCUACCGCGCUUUACAAUCUUUCUUUACAGAAGAACAGUGUUAAAAAGUGGGAGUCCAUUAGUAUUGUCUGGAUACAGCACGAAAAAUAAAUAUUCUUUUAAUUUCCAUUUUACACACCCACUGUGCUUUGUCAGCAUCUGACUCAUAGCCUAAAACGAUCAGAACAAAAACUUGAUACAGAUGAUUACAUAAAUAUUGUCCACGAACAGGCUUACAGAUGAGAUUAUAUUUCAAUCACCGCCUUUCUUUCGCAGAUUUAGCCGGCCGCACGCGCGUGUAAUCUCUAUGGUCAACGUAUCUGCAGCGAUAUAUAGAGCAAACGAGAAAACAAUUAACCAAAUUUGAAUAAGGGAAGAGAAAGAUCAAAACGGAAAACUUGAAAUGGAAAAGGGAAAACGUGCGGUUAGCACUGCCUGACCGGCGGAAGUCUGCCCCAGAAGUGUCAGUUGUUUCCGGGUCAUGUGUUAGAACAACAGCCAACUGUACAUAACACUUACGCGACGUGCUUGUAGCAGAUAUAAAGUACUUACGUAAUGAAUGAUUUGAUUCGCACGCGUGAACUCGCUGAAUAAUUUAACGAUGACAAUCUUGUCAAUUGACGAGGGUACGAUUUGUGGAAAGCAUUCAAAAGAGUUGGAGAGAAUUUGAGAAGAGAUAUUGACCAGACAUUUAUGCGUUUAUGUGCUGAAGAAACCAGGGCACUGAAAGCAUCGAUAUAAAUGUUUGUUUGAUUGUAACGCAUUAUGGAUGCGAACAAGCUCUGAAAGGUUCACGCAAGAUAUUGGAAGUUUUCACUGCUAGGGUACUAUUAGGUGCUUACUAUGAGUUGGAAAAGUCUUUUGCAGAACGCACUUCCAAUUACAGUUUUGUUAUUAGCAACCUUCGACCUUGGAGAAACUGCGUUAUCACCCUGCACAAGCAACGUAAACGCAGUUCUUUCAUUGCCGUGUAAGUUUUCACCGGGAAUUCAUUCUUACACGACACUGACUAUCAGCACCGAAAUUUUCUUAGAGACAAACUCGAGCUCUUCGCAGCAUGUUUUUAAUGUCUCUCAGACGGUUGACAUUCAAACCAAGGCAAUUUUAAUCCUCGAUUACAACAGGGUGAGCGGCAGCAAUCACGGCGCUGGUGUAAAUGGAGGCAGUGGCAGCUCUGGAGGUAGCUACGGUGGAAGAGCAGGAGCUGCGUCUAACACGCCAUUAUCUGCAUCUCAGUCUGAAGCGUACGGCAGCGCCUUCGCCGUAGACCAGCCCGGGAGUUGGGGUGGUGGUGACCCCAGCUCGCGUGGAAAAGGAGGGGGAUACCUAAAGAUGUACGCUCGUAAGCUCAUACUUGACGGAACAGUGCAGGCAAACGGAGGGCGCGCGCAGCUGAAUGAUGGAGGCGGUAGUGGAGGCGGCGUUUCCAUACACUGUUUCGAAAUCGAUGGCAACGGCAGAGUGGAAGCAUCUGGAGGGAUGGGAAGUGGCAAAGGAGGUGGUGGUAGUGGAGGAAGGAUCUCAGUGCAGUAUCAACAUGGAUCCUUUGGUGGCCAAGCACAAGCGUACGGUGGGAAAACAGAAAAUGAAGUGAGCGCACAGGGCGUGGCAGCAGGUUCUACAACCUUAUCUGCAAAUUCCGUAAAGACGAUCAAUCGGAACCCUCCUUUAUCCGACAUUGUCUACUCUCCCCAACAUGCCAAAUUAAACUACCAAGGGGGCAACGGAGGGUGGAUGCCAGUGACCAAUAAUAUUGGAACCGAAUGGUUGCAGGUUCAGCUGUCCAAGGAGGCUUACAUAACUGACGUAGCUACUCAAGGCCGCUACUUAGGCACCCAAUACACCAAGUCGUACUCACUGCAGUAUCUCGAUCCUGAUAUUUCGCCAGCAACAUGGAGAGACGUUAAGGAGAAUGGUGAAGUGAAAACUUUUGCAGGAAACACUGACACGAACACAGUAAAGAAAAAUGCUCUUCCGGCGGAGGUAUACACGAAAGCAAUUCGCUUUUAUCCCAAGUCAUACAACGUUGGAAUCGCGCUAAGAGUGGAACUUUAUGGAUACCCAGCAGAUCUUUCCAGCAAUCCUGGUUGCACUUAUGUACUUCCUGAAGGUAAGCAUCCUUCGGAUAUAAAGUUUAUGCGAGCUGCACAAAAGUUACCUUUACCUACAAAGUCGAUGACAUUUGCUCUUUACGUAAGAAGUCGAUAGUUUAUUAGUGAUACUUUGAUUGUUGCGAUCGGUAGACAUUGAUUAUUUGACUUAAAUAUAUCCGAUCUGUAGGUUUUUUGUUCACUGAAUUUUCAGUGGCAUCUGUCCACCUUCAUCAGAGUGAAAAAUGGACGUUCGUUAUAACGUAGCUGGCUUUUUACGCGUUUGAACACGCGCGAAGAGUUAAAACUGGAAACAAAGGAGAAUAAGCGCGCUGAAAGACUUUUCUUUCAUUCACCGCGUUUGCGUCCAUCGUUGAGUGCCACGACUCUAAAAGAGUUUCUAAUUCCUCGUUCGAGGAUCGUGGGGUCUCGUGGGUGGAUGUCAUGAUCAGUUCUUUGCGCGUGUUGUUUUAUCGCUAAUUCUCCGUUGCAAGCGCGGCCAAGAUCGUGUUCGGCUCCGAAUAAGCUCCAUGAGCGCUUACUUUCACCUGGCUUCUUUUUUUUUCUAGCUUCACUCAGGUGAAGUCCAUGACCUAACUUCGUGUGACUUGCCCUGUGAUCUCGACAGCAAAUUUGCCCCAAAAGUCAUAGUCUAUGCUAAGAGAAAUUGGUACUAUUUUCUUGUUUCCCUCCUUACUGGGAAGCUUUCAUCUGGUAAUUCCCCUUCCAAAAUCGUGCCACACGAACAAUAUUUGACUAAUAUAGACGAAGGAAAAUUAGUUGUUGAACUACAUACAAUCGUGGACAAAAGUCCUUGGGACACUUAUGUAAUGUAACGAA
Molecule: messenger RNA, 3189 nt
Organism: Orbicella faveolata
Lineage: Eukaryota; Metazoa; Cnidaria; Anthozoa; Scleractinia; Merulinidae
Biological process (GO): cell communication; motor neuron axon guidance
Cellular component (GO): membrane
Source: RefSeq, a predicted model, not a curated record